This is a messenger RNA of Asparagus officinalis (garden asparagus), 863 nucleotides long. Its product is annotated as caltractin-like. Gene Ontology annotation, cellular component: centriole; centrosome. The transcript is spliced from 7 exons. Gene Ontology annotation, molecular function: calcium ion binding. Bases 127 to 639 code for a protein of 170 amino acids. The record is from RefSeq and is a predicted model, not a curated record. NCBI's taxonomy places the organism in Eukaryota, Viridiplantae, Streptophyta, Magnoliopsida, Asparagales, Asparagaceae. Gene Ontology annotation, biological process: mitotic cell cycle; centriole replication.
ACUUCCAGUUUUGUGAAGCGCCUUCGACCGCCUGGUAGCGAACCCCUUCACGGCUUCACCAAACAACAAGUCCGUCUUCUCCUCAAAAGCAAUCAACUGAAGGAAAAAAGGAAAAAUUAAAAAAAAAUGUCAAAUUUUAGUCUUAGAGAAGGAACGUCUAGGAGAGAAAAGCCAAAAGGCCGUCAUGGUAUAAGCCAACAGAAGAGGCAAGAGAUAAAGGAGGCAUUUGAUUUGUUUGAUACUGAUGGUUCUGGUACUAUUGAUGCUAAAGAAUUGAAUGUUGCCAUGAGGGCAUUGGGAUUUGAAGUUUCGGAAGAGGAGAUUAAUAAGAUGUUUGCUACUGUGGACAAAGAUGGAAGCGGAGCAAUUGAUUUUGAUGAAUUUAUGUACAUGAUGACAACCAAGAUUGGAGAACGGGAUACCAAAGAAGAACUCAUGAAAGCUUUUCGUGUCAUCGACCAAGAUAAAAAUGGUAAAAUAUCUGCAAGGGACGUCUGGAGUAUUGCCAGAGAGCUGGGUGAGCAUUUCACCAAGGAAGAAGUCCUGGAGAUGAUAAAAGAAGCAGAUCGCGACGGGGAUGGGGAAGUUGAUCAAGAUGAGUUCUUGAGGAUGAUGGAAAAAACCAGUUAUGGGUAUUAGUUGGCUGUCUUGGUCAUAUGGCAAAAAAAAAAAAAUAGUGGACUAUACAUAUCCUCUAAGUUGAUACUGCAGGCUCUUCUAUCUAUGUAUAUUUUUCAAUAUCAUGUAACUAACUGCUAAAGUUUGUUUUAUGUAUGUAUUGAUAUAUAGAGGCUGGCAAAUGCUUUAUGUGUUGUAUUUAAGUAUACGAACCGUGAAGGUGAAUGUAAAUUUUACUUCCGAGA